Messenger RNA from Arabis nemorensis, 495 nucleotides. The record is from the annotation of a GenBank genome assembly. Lineage: Eukaryota; Viridiplantae; Streptophyta; Magnoliopsida; Brassicales; Brassicaceae.
AUGCCUAAGUCGGUCAUUGAUCCGAUCCUAAACGUCGUCGAUGGAAAGAUAUACGUAAUCGGAGGUCGUUAUUCGAGGGACAAGAAUUUGGGUGUUUGGUCAUCGAACAAGAUGAUGGUGUUAGACACGGAAGCAAAAACGUGGGAAUGCGAUAUGAGUUCGGGCUUUGAGGCUGGUCGUAGAAUGAUUAGCUCUGUGUCAAUGGAGGACAAGAUUUACUUCAAGGGUAGUGAGAACAAUAGCUUUGUUUUCGAUCCUAAGGAAAGUAAAUGGGAAGAGGAAGUGGAUGCGGACGAGUUGGUACAAUAUUCUAGUUGGAGAUGGGAAAAUGGUUGUGUCAUUGAUGGUAUAUUGUAUAGCUUUGAUAGUGGUGGUGAAUGUUGUUUAAGAGCGUAUGAUAUAAAGCAGAGGUUGUUUUGCGGAGUGGUGAAAGGUGUGGAAGGACUGGUUAAGCCUUGUAACAAGGUGUCCGUAGCUAGUUUUGGUAAAAUCUGA